AUGCAGACCAACCUUGCUCUGCCACGAAUUCUUUGUCUUCAUGGCGGAGGCACCAAUGCUCGCAUUUUCCGCAUGCAAUGCCGCGUGCUAGAGCGAAUGCUCAGCUCUCAUUUUCGACUUGUGUACGCUGAGGCACCUCUUCCCGCCCGGCCAGGAUCUGAUGUGACAGCCGCCUACAAAGACUACGGGCCUUUCAAAGCGUGGUUUCGUGUACAUGCAAGGGAUCCCAUCCUUGAUGAAUAUCAAAUUGUGAAUGGGAUUGAAGAUUCUCUAUUUGCCGCUCAACAAGCUGACGACAAGCGCGGCGCGACUGGUGAAUGGGUCGGGCUCUUGGGAUUCAGCCAAGGUGCCCAUUUGGCUGCUAGCAUCCUGGCGAACCAACAAGUAUUCCAGAACAAGACAAUCCCAGUCUACCGGUUCGCUAUCCUAUUAGCUGGACGAGGGCCUUUGCGUUGGCUCAAUCCAGAGGUUUCUAGGCCUGCCGGAUUCAUCGACGCGACACAGUGUACUACAGGCCAGGAAUUCAGCGUUGACCCGAUGGAAUACCGAGUGAAGAUUCCAACAAUUCACGUCCACGAUUACUGUAUCAGCAUUGUGAUUUGA
This is a messenger RNA of Penicillium paradoxum, 603 nucleotides long. RefSeq lists its product as uncharacterized. Gene Ontology annotation, biological process: secondary metabolite biosynthetic process. The transcript has 2 exons. Lineage: Eukaryota; Fungi; Ascomycota; Eurotiomycetes; Eurotiales; Aspergillaceae. Bases 1 to 603 code for a protein of 200 amino acids. The record is from RefSeq and is a predicted model, not a curated record. Gene Ontology annotation, cellular component: nucleus; cytoplasm.